AAAAGAAGGUCUGAUUUUUAGUCUUUUUCUUAGUUAUUAUUUUUUUUGUUAAAAGAAUGUGUGAUUUGGGACGUAAUUACAAGAUUGAUUAUUUAAAGGGAUAUUUAUUUAAACUUGUAUUUUCUUGCAGUUCAAUUUCAGAGUUGGAUUUCAUCAAGAAGAUUGUGGAAAGGGUUGAUUUUACUUUAACCAAAAUUUCAUCAAAGGAUAAAAAUAGUCCUGAGACAUCUAAGGUGUGUUCUUAGUUUUGUCUUCUGAGAUACAUAUAGAUAGUUUGUCUUUUUUUUUUUUGUCUUCAAUAGUUAGACAUUGUGGCUGAAUCUUUACAGGGGGAAGCAUCAAGUCCAACUGAUGUGCAUCACUUAAACGAGAUGAUCCACACGUCAAGGACACUGGAAGCUCUGCAACUGGAAAGAUCUUCUUAUCAAGGCUUCAUGGUUGGCUCUGUCUGGAAAGAUGCGGUUAUCUCGUCGAUGCAUAGUAGCAGCCCUAGUUUCAGAAUUUCUCAUCAUGGAAACCCUCUUCAGUUUAGGGACUACAAUUGGGGUUUUCAUUCGAGGCCUUUUUUGUCCCCAAAUUUUGGUUCUUUCGUGGAAGUACCAAGAUGGAAUAGGCUGGUGGAGCCUAAAGUGCCUCAAGGUUAUAUACGAAGCAGCUCAUAUCACAAUAUAAAUCAUUAUCACCCUUCGCCUUAUGAAAUGGGUUUCAACCAAUACCCUACCUUGCAUCAUCAAACAUGCGUGGACAAUAAUUGUAGAUUUCCGUUGUGUGAUAAGUCAAAAGAUGAAUACUCCAUACCAUAUCAACCAAGCAUGGACUGUCUUAUGCUUCCAACAUCUAAUGAUGCGGAGAAGCAAGGAGACAAAACGAAUUGUAUUUCAUUGUUGUGUUACUUUUUCGAACGUUGUUUCUCUUUUACAUAGGGAUAAAAAUAAGAUGGCUGAGGACUAGUCGACAUGAACUAUCCGAGGACUAGUCGACAUGAACUAUCCGCUCAACUUGCAAGGAACUGCUACUUAGAUGUUUUACGCAAAAGCCUCUGUGUUUAGAUGUUUUUUUCUCUCUAAUAAAAGUGUUUAUGAUUACUUUUCAACCUAUAUCGGUGACUGCUGUCUGCAUGUGUAACACCUUAUUGGGAGUAGAGCGCUAUAUCUAAUUUUACGUCAAAGAAAGAUCGAUCAAUCAAAUAGUGAAUCUGUGUGUUAGCAUCGCAUCGCAGUUUUGGAAGUUAAAAGCACAGACACAAAGGGAUCCAUGAUUUGGAACUUUGUACCGCGUCGUUGUCAUA
Messenger RNA from Brassica napus (rape), 1288 nucleotides. RefSeq lists its product as uncharacterized. The transcript is spliced from 3 exons. The record is from RefSeq and is a predicted model, not a curated record. Lineage: Eukaryota; Viridiplantae; Streptophyta; Magnoliopsida; Brassicales; Brassicaceae. The coding region runs from base 372 to 923 and encodes 183 amino acids.